This is a messenger RNA of Penicillium paradoxum, 1329 nucleotides long. Its product is annotated as ankyrin repeat domain-containing protein. The record is from RefSeq and is a predicted model, not a curated record. Gene Ontology annotation, molecular function: protein binding. NCBI's taxonomy places the organism in Eukaryota, Fungi, Ascomycota, Eurotiomycetes, Eurotiales, Aspergillaceae. The transcript has a single exon. Bases 1 to 1329 code for a protein of 442 amino acids.
AUGGCAAAGACGUCUCUGUUCUCAUUGCCAAAUGAACUUCUUUGCAUGAUUGCCGCAGGCUUGGGUGUCCGGGAUGUCAUAGCCCUGCUGGAAAGCGUUCCUGCCUUCUACAACCCACUUAUGUGGCAUUGUCGUCGCCGAAAUUAUCCAGAUCGCCGGGAAGGCCUCGUCGAAUCUGCCAAAGCUGGGGAUGUUUAUGGGACACGGCUGUUACUUUCGACGGAUGCAGACAUCCGAUGCGUGGAAAGUGACCCUGAGGAGGAAAGAAGAUUAUGGUAUGAUUAUGGGGAACCACACGGGCACUAUUGGAGCAGCUCAGCAUUGGAAAAUGCUGCGCGCAGUGGCUAUAAGGAGAUAGUAGAUGCUCUCCUUGAUCGCCUUGUUCGAGUAAAAGCGGCGAUCCCAAGUCUUCACAUUGAUUCCGUUGAGUAUGCACUAGAUUUAGCGGCUAAAAGAGGCUAUGUCUCCAUCGUCAAAAAACUGCUUGAUCUUGGUUCCGAUCUCAAGAGUCCAUCAGAUCUCAAUGAAGUCCUAUCUGACGCCUUGAUGGGGGUUCCUGAUUGGAAGAACAACGAGCUUUGCUUCUGUGACAUACACGCCUACACUGGAUCUGGCAACCAGACCAGGAAAGACUACUAUGGCCUUGUGGAGCUGCUUCUCGAUUCUGGUGUCAAUUCCAACUGGCCAAAACGUGAUCGAGGGCUUUCUUCGCGUGUAUGGGGACCGGUCACAAGUGCCCUCUUCCGGUGCAGCUCUAUGUCCAACGGAAUUUUACGCCUGCUCAUCGAACGGGGUGCAAGUGUGAGUGAAACUGUACUUCAUGCUUUUGUGAAAGCUUCGAAUCGAUGUCUGUAUCCACAAGAAGGGACUGCUAGUUUCCUCAUCCAGCACGGCGCAGAAAUUGACGCUCGGGAUGCCAACGGUGGGUCCGUUUUGCAUAAGGUCAGUAAGGAAGGCCUGGUGGAGUUGUUCAUUAAUCGUGGGCUCAGUCCAAAUGUAACCGAUGAUUGGGGCCAGACUCCUCUACAUGCUAUGGCUUACUGUGCGCCAAACACUAUGGUUGGCCCAAUUCGAUCGCUUUUGAAACACGGUGCUGACCUGUCUGUAACCAAUGAUGAUGGUAACACACCUCUUCAUCUAGCGAUAGCGACCUCAGAAUGGGAGAUCGUCGACUUGCUGAUUAGCCAUGGAGCCGAGCUGGGUUGUCACAAUUUGAAUGGAGAGACACCCUUAUCCCUUUUGGUCCAUCGUCAUCCAACUUGGGAAUAUAGUGGCUUGAACAGAGACCAGAGCAGCGAUCGCUGGAUCACAUAUAAAUAUGAGAUAUAG